GGAAUGGUUAAUAGUGGGACAGGCAGCAGGUGGAGGGACUUGCAGACCGAUGAGCAGCAGCAGAGGAGCCACUGACAGUUCGGGCUGAGCCGAGGAGAAAUAAGCAACGACUGCUGUUACUAAUUUGCCCCUGCAGCACCCAGCGCUGUUCUAAUUGCAGGGACACAGGCAGCUUUUUAAAGGCAUGGUUUCUCCGUCUGCCUCUGCCGCUGAACGGGACGCCGGUGAAUAACACUUGCAGGCUGCAAUUGCUGCGUAAAUGACUUGAGAAACUCUCGUCGAAGUCAGCGGACAGAGAAAGCGGUUUUAUGGGAAAUGAAUGUGACCGGGAAACAGCAACCUGAGCUGAUCGAGCGACCCGCCAGCCUUUUGGUUCCAACUUCGACAAAAUCUGGAAUUGCUUUGCUGUACAAUGAGGAGACCAACAAUACCUAUGAUGUGUGCCUGAAAUUGACCAAAGAGGUAUUAACCAUACAGAAGCUGGAUGUGGUUUGCACAAGUGGAAGCGAAUCCCAAGUAAAUCACAGAACUGUUGUACUGCGAAGACAGGCGGCUGGCGGUCUGGGCUUAAGCAUCAAAGGAGGUGCAGAGCACAACGUGCCUGUGGUUAUUUCAAAGAUUUUCAAAGAUCAAGUAGCCGAUCAGACGGGGAAGCUAUUCGUCGGGGACGCUGUGUUGCAGGUCAAUGGCAUAAAUGUAGAGCCUUGUACUCACGAGGAAGUUGUUCACCUCUUGCGCACUGCAGGAGAUGAGGUCACCAUCACUGUUCGGUACCUGCGAGAAGUUCCAUCAUUUCUAAAACUGCCUCUAGGUUCUCCUGGGCCAUCCACUGAUCACAGCCGAGUAUCUUCUCCACUCUUUGACAGUGGCUUACAUUUAAAUGGAAACGGAAACAACACAGCUCCAUCACCCCCUUCGCCCUCAGCUAACGAACCAAAGUAUGAGAAGCGCUGGCUGGAUGCCGUCUCCCUGCCCUUGUUGAUGGCCAGAGUCUCCAGAUACAAAGCUGGCACAGAUAAAUUAAGGUCCAACUGUUUUGAAGUCUACGCCUUGAAUGGAGCCAGCACCAAUAUUCUUCAAUUUUGCACUGCAGCAGAAAGCACAGACUGGCUCCAAGCAAUAUCUACAAAUAUCAAUGACUUGACACAGGCGAAUAUAAAGAUCGUCAACAAAUACUGCUCUUCAGAUGAUCAGAUUGUUCACAUGGGCUGGGCAUGUGAAAGCCCAGAGGGCAGCGCUGCUUGUAGAACUUCAGCAUUCAAGUUCCUGGCACUGAGAGGACCAUAUUUUCAUAUCUUCAGAAGUCCCCCGAUCAGUGCUGCUGACUGGGGACAAGCUGAAACAACAUAUAACCUCUAUGAGGUUCUUUUCAAGGUCCACAAGCUGUGGAUGGCAGAGGACUGCUGGCUCCAGGCGAGGCUCUACUUGGGACUCGAGCAUUCGCCUGAGCAGCAGGACAAUGAGUCUCUGAGCUUCAGUAUUCUGGUCGGCCACGGCCAGAGCCACACCUUCAGGGUAGAGCUGGCCACUGACCUGGCUAUCUGGGAGAAGUCCUUUCAAAGAGCUGUCUUCUUGGAAGUGCAGCGAAUACGAUCCAAAAGCUACAUGUGCAGCAGCCAGGGGAAUGUACUGUGCUUCACCAUAGAUUUUGGGUCAGGCUUCACCUGCUCAGAAGGCACUUCAAAGACCGUACUGUGGCGAUAUAAGUUCUCUCAACUUAAAGGCUCCUCUGAUGAUGGGAAAACCAGGGUAAAACUCCUCUUCAAGAAUGCUGAAAGCAAGCAAAUAGAAAUGAAGGAACUAGAGUUUGCUAACCUAACAGCCGUCCUCCACUGUAUACAUUCUUUUAUCGCUGCCAAAGUGGCCUCCAUGGACCCUCUCUUUAUGUGCAGUCAAAGCUUCCCUGGAAAUUACAUGAACAGUUAAGAAGACUUGUCCUCAUCGUCAUGUGCACCUGUGGCAAAUCAGCAGUAUUUUAUGCACAGAGCCAAUUGAUAUGUAUAUCUUGUUCUUGCUAUUUUUGUAUGAACUACUGAAAAAGAAACAUUUGUAAAAUACUGUAGAGGUAGAAAAUGUAUGAAUUAAUGGUGGGAGAAAGAUGUUAUUUAAUUUUUGACAAGUAGAAAAAACACAUUCUAAAUGGAUUCACACUUCUUACAUUUCUUUUUUUUUCUUUCUCAUUACAUAAUGGACACUGAUUCUGAUCGGAACUUACUUGUCUACCGUCACUAGCACCUGCGCUACUAUAUGGUGUGUAACUGCCAUACAUUUGACAACAUGACACAAAUCGCCAAAUAUAGCAACUGCCACUGAUUAGCCCAGAAUCUGAGCUGAUACAGUCUCUAUGAACAAUUAUGAUGCUGUACCUACAUCUAGUGAGUAAGUUAAUUUUUUACUGACAAAAUUUAUGAUGCUGGCUUACUGCCACAGACCUUUGAGACUGAUUUUCUUUCAUUCGAAUUCACAGUUAAACAGUAAUGAAAAGGUAACCUUUCUCUUUUUCCAGUUCUUCUGGUUUACUUUUUUCAUGCCUGUGAAGUGGGAGGGGGAUAACACAAACACCUUUUAGCGUAAUGCAGUCUAAUAAGCCUCCAAAUAGCCAUUGAAUUGAAUUAACACCUCUCUGAUAUGGUCCCAACUAAAAUUAAACAUAAGCAGCUUCACAAAGGCAGCAUUUACUGCAGGGUUACUUUAGGCUUAGAUUAAUUUGUAUGAUGUUUGUGCAAUUGUAUCCAUCUUUUGUAUCUAAUAAAGGCAAAAGGCCUGAGUUUCAAAUCUCUCUGGCCAAUGACGACAUUUCACUGAAAUGUGACAUUUCAGCUUCAAACUAUUGUUAAAGACCCACUUUUAUCAACUUCCAUUCUAAUACAGUGAAAAAUACUGUAUGUCUUCAGUUGCUUUAUGUAAUGGUUUUAGUGUGAAAAUGCGUAUUUGCUGUGUUUUCAAUAAAUUGCUCAUAAAGCACAUGCAUCAUG
Siniperca chuatsi (mandarin fish) is the source of this 2975-nucleotide messenger RNA. RefSeq names its product syntrophin, gamma 2 (gene sntg2). The transcript has 17 exons. Gene Ontology annotation, molecular function: protein binding; structural molecule activity. NCBI's taxonomy places the organism in Eukaryota, Metazoa, Chordata, Actinopteri, Centrarchiformes, Sinipercidae. Gene Ontology annotation, cellular component: dystrophin-associated glycoprotein complex; intracellular anatomical structure. The record is from RefSeq and is a predicted model, not a curated record. The coding region runs from base 316 to 1926 and encodes 536 amino acids.